UCUCAAUUUACAUCCACACGCCAUGAUUGAAGUCUCGUUAACUGUGGCCAAAUUGGACGCGUCACUUGCGCUUCUCCUCACCGACGACCACCACCUCAUAGAGUUCCCUACUAUCCUUCUUCCUAACGGGGUUGUCGCCGGCUCGAUCGUCAAGAUCAACGUGAACCGCGAUCUCGAGCUCGAAGCCACAGAAGCUGCUGAGUUUAGCCGGAUUCAGGACGAGAUCUUGAUGACCUUUGGGUCCAAUGAACCGCAGGCGCCGGUGUUGCGGGUCAAAAACAUCACGCAAACCUCCACGGUGCUCGAGUGGGAGUCGUUGGACUUGGGCUCCGCGUCUAUCAAGUCCUUGACAUUAUUCAAGGACGGAAUCCGUUUGGGCAACAUCCCAAGUCCGUUGGUAACCACCACCACCAAAUUGUCCGGCUUGAGCAUUGAGCAGACCUACAAGUUCCAGUUGAGAAUGGACACCACUUCAGGGAUAUACAUGUCUGAGCCAGUGGAGUUAACCAUGCACAAGAUGACGGACUUGUCAGGUAUCACUGUCUGUGUGGGCGACCUCGCGCCAGAGGAUGGCAUCACCAGAAAGGACAUUGAGGAGGUAUUGGCCAAGAUGGGCGCGAAACCGGUGCAGGACAACGUCAAGGUCGACACAACCCACUUCGUGUGCACGGUGGGCAAGGGCAAGCAAUGGCAGAGGGCCAAUGACGGCAACAUUCCAAUUGUCAGACCGGAAUGGUUGAAGGCGUGCGAGUUGGAGAGAAGGCUCGUCGGGGUCAGAGGCUUCUAUCUCGAUGCGGAUUUAGCUGCCAUUAAAGAGAGAUACGAAUGGAAGAAGGAAGUCCCUGGGAACACACAACGCAGCAGCCAGGAGGAGGAGGAGUUUGACAAUGCCUCGGUGGCUGCUAUAGCCUCCUCCAGAGACUUGUCAACCACCAAGCCGGAAGAAGAUUCGCCGCUCGGUGAGUCGACAAUGCACGAGGAUGCCGACGUUACGGUUGAUGAGACCAAUGGUGUAAACGGGAACGAUAAGAGUCUGCCGUUAGCCCCUGCAGAGGAGAGCAACGCAGAGCUUUCCCCGGUUCCCGAGUUGCCAGUGGAGGAAGCCAACGGUAAUACGCUUACGGAAGAGCCAACGCAAAGUGCCACUGACGAAACUGAAGCAGGCGAAGAGACUUCCGAGCCAGUUGAAAAAUCCGUUGAUUCAGAGUCAUCCCAACCGGAUAAAGGGCCGCACGAUUUAGAACUGGUUUCCUUGACAUCAGAGCCAGUUGAGAUGCCAGCUGUUUUAGCCGCCGAGUCCGUGGAAGAAAAGCUUGAAUCUGUGUCGCUUGAGACCCCAGAACAAGACUUGAGCACUGAGGUUGACACUUCCGUUAUCCAAGAAGCGGCUAAAGACGAGGUGAACGAAACGGAGGAUGUUGAUGGGGAAGAUACCGAUGCCACUCCUACACCAGAGCAAACCAACACCUCUGCAAAGAAGAAGAAGAAGAAUAAGAAGGGUAAGAAGUAGGGCUAUUAGAUUCUCUCAGCCCGUUUGUUAUAUUAUUGAUUUCUGUGUGUAUGUAAUUACAAUAAGCUAAUGCAGCUUCAGCGUAGGCUAUCUCGCCCUGGCGUUGCUUCCUGACUACGGUGCUUACACCCGUUAACAAUAAUAUGAAUUGAAGUAAGCU
Messenger RNA from Babjeviella inositovora NRRL Y-12698, 1670 nucleotides. RefSeq names its product Chs5p (gene CHS5). The transcript has a single exon. Gene Ontology annotation, cellular component: exomer complex; trans-Golgi network. Gene Ontology annotation, biological process: Golgi to plasma membrane transport; conjugation with cellular fusion. Bases 23 to 1510 code for a protein of 495 amino acids. Gene Ontology annotation, molecular function: protein dimerization activity. The record is from RefSeq and is a predicted model, not a curated record. Lineage: Eukaryota; Fungi; Ascomycota; Pichiomycetes; Serinales.